AUGAAUAUCCGUCAGCAGUUGACCCAAUUCUUGUCGUUGGCGUACGUGUUUACGUCAGCGUUUGUGAUCUGGAAGUCUCUUGGAAUCAUCACAAAUUCUCAUUCGCCAAUUGUCGUUGUGUUGUCUGGAUCAAUGGAACCAGCCUUUCAAAGGGGAGACAUCUUAUUCCUCUGGAAUCGGGACCAAGAAGCAAAGGUUGGAGAUAUCGUAGUUUACGAAAUUCAAGGAAGAAAUAUCCCCAUAGUUCACAGAGUAUUGAGAGAACAUCAUAAUUCUGACAAACAAUUAUUGUUAACCAAAGGUGAUAAUAAUGCUGUAGAUGACCUUGGAUUGUACGCCAAGAAACAAAAGUACUUGAAUCAAAAGACAGACUUGGUCGGCUCUGUUAAGGCAUACUUGCCCAAAUUGGGCUACGUCACAAUCUUGAUAACUGAAAACGUCUACUUCAAGUAUGGUAUGUUGGGUCUCAUGUGUAUCUCAACCCUCCUCACCAACGAGUAG
Molecule: messenger RNA, 501 nt
Organism: Scheffersomyces stipitis CBS 6054
Lineage: Eukaryota; Fungi; Ascomycota; Pichiomycetes; Serinales; Debaryomycetaceae
Gene: SEC11
Product: signal peptidase complex catalytic subunit
Exons: 1
Coding region: 1-501 (166 amino acids)
Cellular component (GO): signal peptidase complex; membrane
Molecular function (GO): serine-type endopeptidase activity
Source: RefSeq, a predicted model, not a curated record